UCAUUGAUCUCAUCACACUUUGAAGGAAGCAUGGCACUCGCAGGGUCUGUCGGUGCGGCGGUGCCGGUGAAGGUUGCGGCUGUCUGCGGUUCACUUCGUAAAGCCUCAUACAACAGAGGCCUCCUUCGAGCUGCGAUCGAGCUAAGCAAGGGAGCCAUUGAACGUCUCCAGAUUGAGCACGUCGAGAUCGCUGCUCUGCCGAUGCUGAAUACCGAUCUUGAAGAAGAAGGGAGGUUUCCGGCGGAAGUUGAAGCAUUUCGCCAGAAGAUUCUAGAAGCCGAUUGUUUUCUUUUCGCUUCUCCUGAGUAUAAUUUCUCAGUGUCUGCACCAAUGAAGAAUGCGCUUGACUGGGCAUCAAGACCUCCCAAUGUGUGGGGAGGCAAAGCUGCGGCCAUUGUUAGUGCAGGAGGGAGCUUAGGUGGUGGAAGAGGCCAAUUUCAUCUUCGUCACAUUGGAGUCUUUCUUGAUCUUCACUUCAUCAACAAGCCUGAGUUCUUCCUCAAUGCAUUUCAGCCUCCUCCUAAGUUCAAUCCUCAUACUGGCGACUUGAUUGAUGAAGAUGCUAAGCUCCGAUUGAAAGAGGUCCUCCUCUCCUUGAAGGCUUUCUCUCUCCAACUUCAACCUAGAACCUGAAUCAUCAUCAUCAUCAUCUCAAUCCACGAUAUAGCGGCUUUGAUUUUCUUUUACUUCUUCUGCAAAUCAGCUUCUGUUAUUCAGACAAAUGUUCUUGAUCAUAGCAUGCAUUGAGCUCAAACUGAGACAUGUAUAAAAUUGGAAGAUGUAUUUGUGCUUUUUUUUAACUAUGUUUUUCUUCAUGUUCCUCGAAGGUUGUUCAAUAAUUUGUUGUGGGUUUACAAUCUGAAUAAGAGGGUUUUGAUUAUCAAU
Messenger RNA from Neltuma alba, 885 nucleotides. RefSeq names its product NADPH:quinone oxidoreductase-like. NCBI's taxonomy places the organism in Eukaryota, Viridiplantae, Streptophyta, Magnoliopsida, Fabales, Fabaceae. Gene Ontology annotation, cellular component: cytosol. Gene Ontology annotation, molecular function: oxidoreductase activity; FMN binding. The coding region runs from base 31 to 633 and encodes 200 amino acids. The record is from RefSeq and is a predicted model, not a curated record. The transcript has 3 exons.